CUCUAUUGUUUAUAACAAUGCGCGACGGGUUACAGAAUGAUGUCACGGAUGCGCCAGGAAGUGUUUGACCUGCCAGUGCCAAAUUUUAAUUAUGGAAAUAAUAGAAAGUCAAUGAAGUAUUUUUGGCAUGGACAACUUACAGGUCAAUGAAUGAAUGAAUGAAUGAAGGAUUUUGUGGUGUCUCCUGGGAUUUGCUCUUGGAACCACAGACAUGCUUCGUUGUAUCCUUAGACACCGUCUUCCGCUGAGGUUGUUGCAAGUGCGCUGUAUGAGUGUAGACCCCUUGCUUGAUCAGUUGGAGACUUGCACGGGUGAAGAUCAAGUUCUUCAGUUGGUCGGGAACAACAAAGCUAAGCUUUCAGUCACUCAUGUGGGUCGUGCAAUCAACCUACUGUGGCGGUUUCAGAAAGAGAAACCCACGAUGCUGAGAACUGUCGAUCACAUCAGGAGUCACCCUGAGUUUAUUGCCCUUCGGAUUUUAGCAGAAAAUAAAAUUGAUUUAAUGGAUGACAAUGACCUGGUAGAAACAUUGUACAACAUGAUAAGGUUUAACGUUGAGGACCACGAUUCUUUGGUGCAACAGCUGGUGGUUGAAGGUUGGAAGAGACUAGAAAAUUUGAACCCCAAAGCACUGUCAAAAUUUGCAGUUUGCCUCACAGAGCAACAUAUGAAUACAAGUCCAGUAACAGGGCAGAUAGCUAGCAUUGUGGACAGGAUACUGGAUGAUCUGGAAGAUGCAAGAAUCCUCUCCAGUUUAAUGGUCAGCGUGAGCUCGGUCAUCUCUCCGAGACUACGGGAUCGACUUAUAGAAAAAGCAGACUCUCUCGUCGAAACAUUGGACGUCUCUCACUUCAAUCACCUGCGGAGGAUUGUGCAGUUCCUCAGGAAUGUUAAAUACACACACAGGCCGCUGCUGGAAAAAUGCAAUCAAAAGUUAAUUCAAAGCAUUAGUCUAAUGGACCCAGAAAUCUUAUGUAUCAUUAUUGGCUUGUAUCAGUCUUUACAGUUCCACAACUCAGAGUUUCGAGUGUUGGCAAAGGCACGGUUGAUUGAGUCGAUGGACCAGUGCAGUGACACUGCUAGCUUUACAAAACUGUUUGCUACCCUAGGACCUAUGGCAGGACAAGAGACCAGAGAAAAACUUGAAGAAGAUGCCUUGAAAUUGGUUGAUAAAAUGAGCCCUCAGCAGAUUUUGGCUGUUCUUGGAACAAUGGAAGAAAUGGAAUGCAGAAACGCUCUCCUCAUACAGAAGAUUGCAUCACUCUUGCAUCGGUGUUUGAAUACCUAUAGACCGGUAGAGUUGGCUAAAGUAACACAAGCUUUGGUGGUGAUGCGCUGCCAAACCCCAGAAGUAUUUACACAGCUGCAGAAGCUUCUGAUAAGCCAUUUAAAAAACCGCUUCAUCCCGUGUGAUGUGGCAAUGUUGACCCGGGUCCUCACUAUACUGCCCUCUCCUAGAGUAGAUGAACAGAUCAUUUCUAAAGUGGAAUCUAUUCUGCCCCAAUGCAGCCUCAGUGACCUAAGCGCCUUAGCGCUUGCAAUCAUAAAAUGGGUGCGGACAGACAAGCUGUCUCAUUACAAUCCAUCGGUAGCAUACGGCGGCCUCCUAAAAGAAUUAAAUGCCUGCGGGCUUGAAAGAAUCCAGAAGAUAGACAACGUUGACCUUCUUCUGGAAGAACUGAAGUACAUGACCGGCGACUGGCUGGAAGAAGUGCUUUUGAAAGAAACUAUAAAUUCCUUUGAGCGGUUAUUAGAUCAGGUUACCUUCAGAAACGUGACGGAUAUUGCGCUGUUUAUUACACGAACCAACUGCCUUUGUACCCCUCUGCUUAACAAAAUCGCCUCUGUGACAGUGGAGAAUAUUGCCAAGAUCCAUUACUCUGCGAUGUAUGCAAUUCUGCUUCCUUUUAUUGUACUGAAUUACGAUCCUCCUCAAGGAGAGGAGUUCUUUGAAACAUGCAUUCAACAUUUCCUGCCUCACAUCAAUGCCAUAGACCCUCACCUUUUGGUGCUGAUCGGCUAUGCCUUGGCCGUUGCAGAAUAUUUUCCGGAGGAGCUAAUAAAAGCUUUAUUCAACAUCGAUUUCCUGAGCAGACUGGAUGCGCAGUUAGAAACCCUUCCGUCUGCGUUAAAUAUUAGGAUCCGGCUCCGGCUGAUGCAGUUAAAUCGUGCGGUGUGUCUCGAGUGCCCUGAAUACCAGAUCCCAUGGUUCCAUGAUCAGUACUGUCAGCAGGUUCAGCACCGAGUGAGCGGAAGCAUAAAUUCGGUGCAGAGGCAGAUCCACCAGUUUCUGGGAGAGAUUCUUGGAGGAUUAAACUAUGUUAAAGUAUCUGUGAUGACCCCUUACUAUCAUUCUAUAGAUUUUGAAUGCAUAUUGGAUAAAAAGAAAAGACCAAUUCCUUACAUGGACCAGCUUUCUGCUGAUUUGUCAAAGAUGCAAUGGGGACCAGAUAAUCAGUUAUUGGAAACAAAGUCCCUACCGCCUGGGGCUCAAAGAAUAGCAGUGGAGUUUCUUGAUUCAAAGGCAUUCUGCAAAAACUCUUCGCAUAUUAAAGGAGAAUAUGCCAUGAAGAAGAGGCAUCUGGAGAUUUUGGGUUACCAUGUAGUUCAGAUUUCUAGCUUGGAGUGGAACUCAAUGGAGCUGUCCACAAAAGAUGCCUGGAAGGACUACUUAAGGAAGAAACUAUUUGAUGACUUAUAAUGCUUUUUUAUAGAAUGUAUUUAUAUUUUAUUUUCAAUAAAAAUAUUUUUUCCAAAAUGA
Spea bombifrons (plains spadefoot toad) is the source of this 2761-nucleotide messenger RNA. It is a transcript of the gene FASTKD1, whose product is annotated as FAST kinase domains 1. Bases 212 to 2701 code for a protein of 829 amino acids. NCBI's taxonomy places the organism in Eukaryota, Metazoa, Chordata, Amphibia, Anura, Pelobatidae. The transcript has 15 exons. Gene Ontology annotation, molecular function: RNA binding. The record is from RefSeq and is a predicted model, not a curated record. Gene Ontology annotation, cellular component: ribonucleoprotein granule; mitochondrial matrix. Gene Ontology annotation, biological process: mitochondrial RNA processing; regulation of mitochondrial mRNA stability.